AUGUCUUAUAGUGACAGCGAGGCAGUUUUCAGGAACAGAUGUGCGGCGGUGCUUCUGGCAAGUGAUGUUGUGGAUGCCUUGGUGGCUGGAGGCAUCACAACUCUGGCUCGCUUGGCAUUUUGCAGCAGUUAUGUCCCGGGAUCAACAGACGAAGGGCCUCUGGUAGAAGCCAUAAAGAAGUGCUUGGGCAGGGACCCGGGCAUGCCAGAAAUGGCGGGGGUCCGUCGCCUUUUUCAUGAAAGCUAUGCUCUGGUGACCACGGAGAUGAAGCAAUCCGUGGAGAGGAGCGAAGAGCCGGCAGUCAGAAAGCUGUCGCAGCCGGAGAGAGCCGAACGAUAUGAGAAGCAGAGGAAGAGGUUGUCUGGCCUCUCGCUCCGUGGUCAACUGGAGCCGAGUGACAGCCUCGUUGAUUUGGCGUGCUCCAUUUACGAGGAGAACCGUUUGAGGCACAUCCCUUGGGAGAAAUGUAUCUCAAGGGAAGCUGAGAUCGAGCAUGAGCAGAAGAAGGACAGCCGUUUGAGUUUUGAUUCACAAUCGGGGCGUCUCAAGAUUGAGGCAGAUGACAAGUCGGUCUCAGCUGACAUGUCUAGUGACAUUCUGGUCCAAUAUGCUUUGACAAGGCGUGGGCUGGCAAUGGACCAGGCAGGGAUGUUGGAUUUUGAGCUUCACCAGAAAUGGGUGGACAAGCUCAUCAAGACAAGGCUGGCUGAACCGUCAGUGGGCUAUGCAAAGGUUAGCCUGAGGCAGUGCCAAGAAGCGGAUAGAAAGCUGUUCGCUGAGUUGGCUGACAAGACCCGUGGAGGCAUUCAGGGGACAGCAAGUGGCAGACCCUUGGAUGUUGAGUUUGUCAAGACUAUGCAAUCGAUGGAAGUGAUGCAUUUACUGGUGCCACUGCCAGUCCCAGCGCUGAAGGCUCAAACUGAGCCCAGGGCGCCGCACAGGUCCUGCACGGCAAGUGGCAAAGCCAUAUGCUUCGGCUACAACCUGAAGACGGAGUGGAAGGCUCUUGCAGUGGACCUGGACGGGGACGAGAAGGCUUUCAAACAGCUGCUUUUGGAUAUUCUGGGCUUUACCAGGGCAGUGGAUAAGGAACUGGAUUUUGCGAGACAGUGCGAGCUCCUGGGUGCGAAAUUGGACCUGUCGCGCGAUGCCGAAGGAUUC
Messenger RNA from Effrenium voratum, 1161 nucleotides. Lineage: Eukaryota; Dinophyceae; Suessiales; Symbiodiniaceae. The record is from the annotation of a GenBank genome assembly.